Messenger RNA from Acipenser ruthenus (sterlet), 4801 nucleotides. RefSeq names its product catenin alpha-1. The record is from RefSeq and is a predicted model, not a curated record. Gene Ontology annotation, biological process: cell migration; cell-cell adhesion. Gene Ontology annotation, molecular function: structural molecule activity; cadherin binding; actin filament binding. Lineage: Eukaryota; Metazoa; Chordata; Actinopteri; Acipenseriformes; Acipenseridae. Gene Ontology annotation, cellular component: actin cytoskeleton; catenin complex; adherens junction. The transcript has 18 exons. The coding region runs from base 431 to 3151 and encodes 906 amino acids.
GUGUGGCUUUUCAUUGUCCUCGUUGAGUAACAGCCUGUUUGCACGCUAUUCCAGGAAAGAGCCGAACCUCCCUCCGCACCCACACGCGAACAGCAGGACAAACAAGCAGUAAAAGAAUAUUUCUCAUAGAGAGGAACAUAACAAGUCGUAUUCUGACUUUAGUUCCUAGCUUGUUUAGUUUGAUAAGUUUCCAUCGUUGUUUUGGUGUUUUAUUUUGGGCAGAGGUUGUUAGAUUAAAAGGGAGGGAGUGUAACAGCCAUCUGAUCCUAUUUCCUCUCUGAGUUGGAAGUUUGGAGCUGUGUGGGAGUGAGUGGACGGCCUCCGAAACAGAUUGUAAAACUUUUAAGAAAUUUCUCAACGUCGUUUUUUUCCCUCUGAGUUUUGAAUUAAAAGCAAGUUGGUCUGGGCUGUGUUUUGAGAUUUGUAGACCAUGACGACCAUCAACACAGCAAACAUCAACUUCAAAUGGGAUCCAAAGAGUCUGGAGAUCAGGACUCUGGCUGUGGAGCGGCUGCUGGAGCCCCUUGUCACUCAGGUCACCACCCUGGUGAACUCCAGCAAUAAGGGUCCCUCCAACAAGAAAAAGGGCCGCUCUAAGAAGGCACAUGUGCUGGCUGCCUCGGUGGAGCAAGCCACAAACCACUUCCUGGAGAAGGGGGAUAAGAUCGCCAAGGAGAGCCAGUUUCUCAAGGAGGAGCUCAUUGCUGCCGUGGAGGAUGUGCGCAAGCAGGGAGAAGCGAUGAAGACUGCCUCUGGGGAGUUUGCAGAUGACCCCUGUUCGUCAAUGAAGAGAGGGAAUAUGGUGCGAGCCGCCCGCGCCCUGCUGUCUGCUGUCACUCACCUUCUCGUCCUGGCAGACAUGGCUGACGUCUACAAGCUUCUGGUGCAGCUCAAGCUGGUGGAGGAGAGUCUUGUAAAGUUCCGCAAUGCCGGCACGGAGCAGGAGCUCGGGAUACAGUACAAGGCGCUGAAACCUGAAGUAGAUAAACUCAGCUUGAUGGCUGCCAAGAGACAACAGGAGCUGAAAGACGUGCACCACAAAGACCAGAUGGCAGCUGCCCGUGGGGUUUUGCAGAGAAACAUCCCCAUGCUGUACAUCGCCUCCCAAGCCUGCCUGCAGCACCCUGACGUGGCCGCUUACAAAGCUAACCGGGACCUGAUCUACAAGCAACUCCAGCACGCUGUCUCUGGGAUCUCCAACGCAGCUCAGGCCACUGCCUCUGAGGACUCCGCCCUGUCUCAGCCCGGGGGAGGUGGGGAGCUGGCCUACGCCCUCAACAACUUUGAUAAACAAAUCAUUGUGGAUCCCCUGAAUUUCAGCGAGGAGCGUUUCAGGCCCUCCCUGGAAGAGCGUCUGGAGAGCAUCAUUAGUGGCGCAGCGCUGAUGGCUGACUCGUCCUGCACACGUGAUGACCGCCGGGAGCGCAUUGUGGCAGAGUGCAACGCCGUGCGACAGGCCUUGCAGGAUCUGCUGUCCGAGUACAUGGGCAAUACGGGCAGGAAAGAGAAGAGUGAUGCUCUCAACACAGCCAUCGACAAGAUGACCAAGAAGACCAGGGAUCUGCGUCGACAGCUGCGCAAAGCGGUCAUGGACCAUGUUUCAGACUCUUUCCUGGAGACCAACGUUCCCCUGUUGGUCCUUAUUGAAGCUGCCAAGAAUGGCAAUGAAAAGGAGGUGAAGGAAUAUGCCCAAGUGUUUCGUGAACAUGCCAACAAGCUAAUUGAGGUCGCUAACCUCGCUUGUUCCAUCUCCAACAAUGAGGAAGGUGUGAAACUGGUCCGUAUGGCAGCCUCUCAGCUGGAGGCUCUCUGUCCUCAGGUGAUUAAUGCCGCUCUGGCUCUUGCUGCCAAGCCCAACAGUAAGGUGGCACAGGACAACAUGGAUCUCUUCAAAGAACAGUGGGAGAAGCAAGUGCAUGUGCUCACUGAUGCCGUUGAUGACAUCACUUCCAUUGACGAUUUCCUCUGCGUGUCUGAGAACCACAUCUUGGAGGAUGUGAACAAGUGUGUGAUCGCGCUGCAGGAGAAGGACGUGGAUGGGCUGGAUCGCACGGCUGGGGCCAUCCGGGGCCGUGCUGCCAGGGUAGUCCACGUUGUCACCUCUGAGAUGGACAACUACGAGCCUGGUGUCUACACAGAGAAGGUUAUAGAAGCCACGAAACUGCUCACCAAUACAGUGAUGCCCCGUUUCAGUGAACAGGUGGAGGCUGCGGUGGAAGCCCUGAGUGGUAAUCCCUCUCAGAUACUGGAUGAGAACGAGUUCAUUGAUGCCUCGCGCCUUGUGUACGAUGGAGUACGGGACAUCCGGAAAGCAGUGCUCAUGAUCAGGACCCCAGAAGAACUGGACGACUCUGACUUUGAAACGGAGGACUUUGAUAUCAGGAGCAGGACUAGCGUCCAGACGGAGGAUGACCAACUCAUUGCCGGCCAGAGUGCCAGGGCUAUCAUGGCUCAGCUUCCCCAAGAGCAGAAAGCCAAGAUCGCCGAACAGGUGGCCAGUUUCCAGGAGGAGAAGAGCAAAUUGGAUGCCGAGGUGUCCAAGUGGGAUGACAGCGGCAAUGACAUCAUCGUGCUGGCCAAGGAGAUGUGCAUGAUCAUGAUGGAGAUGACAGACUUCACCAGGGGUAAAGGGCCACUGAAGAACACGUCUGAUGUAAUUAGUGCUGCCAAGAAGAUUGCUGAAGCUGGUUCAAGGAUGGACAAGUUGGGUCGUACCAUUGCUGACCGUUGCCCGGACUCCGCCUGCAAACAGGAUCUGCUGGCAUACCUACAGCGUAUCGCCCUCUACUGCCAUCAGCUGAACAUUUGCAGUAAAGUCAAGGCUGAGGUGCAGAACCUUGGAGGAGAGUUGGUUGUGUCUGGGGUGGACAGUGCCAUGUCUCUGAUUCAGGCGGCCAAAAACUUGAUGAAUGCUGUCGUUCAGACAGUGAAGGCCUCUUACGUGGCUUCCACCAAGUACCAGAAGUCCGUGGGCAUGAAGUCCCUGAACCUGCCUGCUGUCUCCUGGAAGAUGAAGGCACCUGAGAAGAAGCCUCUGGUCAAACGUGAGAAACCUGACGAGAAAACUACUAUGGUCAAGAGGGCGUCUCAGAAGAAAAACGUCAAUGUGGUGCAAGCCCUCAGCGAGUUCAAAGCUAUGGAUAGUAUUUAAUAGCCUGGGAUGAAGGGAAAUGCUUGAUGUGUUGGCGGACAGGAGUGGAAAAUAUAUAGAGAUCAAUUGAACUGGCCUUUCAGAGUGUUUAAGUGAGAGAGGUUUCUUAUUUUGUUUGCAGCAAUUGUACGCCACUAGCAAACCAUUUAGUCUUGUGUGCAUUUUUGCAAUUCCUGUGCGUCGUUUUCUUAAUACUUUUAUUUAGUUUGACACUCAACUGUUCACCAUUGUUUUGAUUUGUCAGGGAAAACCAUAGCUCAAGCAAUUAUGUAUUUCUUAAUGUCUGCAGUUGGACAGUUUUAAAUUCCAGCGUAAUUCCAGCAACAUUAAGUAUUAAUGCGCUUACUUGUUCUGUCUGUUUUGGCACACUGUUUAGAUGAUGCAAGCACUAUUUCUAUUAUAGCUUGCUCCAGUUUUAUAUAUAUAUUUUUUUUAACUGUAAUCUUAAGGGUAUAUGGGGAUGUUAGACUUGAUCACCAUAGUGUUCUGUGUUUAAUUCCAGUGGUCGCAGCCUCUACACCCCAUUACAUGAUUAAUAAUCCAACCAUUUUCAUUUAAGGUUUUCUCUGAAAGGUUCCAGUACAUAAGAGUAAAGGUGUUGCUCAAGUGUGUUUGUAGGAGAGGGCUAUUUAGUUUAAUUUCAAACUGGAACCAAAGACACUAUUUUCAAAAGUAGAGUGAACAGAUUAUUAUGUAGCCAAGGUUCCGUUUUAGAGGCGUUCAAGAUGUGAAUACAAUCACUUUCCAUACUAACAGCGCUGUGCUGUAGUAAUUCAUUCAUUCCCACAAGAGGUGAGACCAUCAAACUGCAAAAGAUAUUUUGUGACUACGCAUUUCAACACUACGUUUUAAAUAAAUAAAAAUUGAUAUCCAAUGCUGUACGUGUUUUGAACUCUCCUGAAGUCCUUGCAGUUUUGCACUGCAGUGCUUUUAAUGCAUCAUCCUUUUCGGUAUGCAUUUUGCAAAAAUUAUCAAUCAUGAAGUCUGUAGCUUCAAUUUCUGUUAACACAAAAGGGCUUUGGCGAAGUUGGCCUUUUAAAGCAUUCUAGUUGAAAGUACAGUGCAAAGUUGAGCGAUGCAAGAUUUGGUUGCAUUUUGGAGUCCCUGAUAACAUUUUAAAAAGAUGGGUACAAUUGCUUAAACAAGUCUCCUUUUGAUGAACCCUGGCAAUUAACAUUCAACUGAGGCAACGUGCUAUGCAGUGAUAGAUGCUGGCGUUGAAAAGUUUGUUUUGCUUCAUAUUUUAAAGUGACAGUAACUAGACUUCACAGAAUUGUGUAACCACAGUUCCAUUUAAAUACUUUUAAUUUAACACAUUAUAAAUCAGUUGCCUAUUAAAUGUUAAGCAAUAGUAAAACCAUAUUUUAAAAUAGUUUUUAGUCUAGGAUUUUGAGAUGUGGAAAGGGGAGUGGUUUUGAAUGGUUACAACAGCUUCAAUGCCUUUAUCUGUUUUAAACCUCUUGAAUUCUCACCUCUUGAACAGAGAAUCCUGUAGCGCUAAGUAUAAAUAUAUAUAAAAUAUAUAUUCUUGUAGUGUCAAUUUUUCAAAAUCUGCAAUGAGUUUUACUACUUUUUUGUUAUUGCAAAGUUGAUUAAAUGUAUUUCUGUUCCUGCUUCCAGACAAAAGAAUAAAGUUUUGUUUUUCCUGAA